CGCCAGUCAUUGAACACACGUGCUUCUCCUUGGGUUUGUGGCGGCCGGCUGUGCGGGGUCAGCGGAUUUUGAAACGGCGAAAUGUCCUGGUUAUUCGGCAUCAGAAAGGAUCAGUCCGGUGGCGGCGAAAUGCCGGACCUGUCGACCCUCGGCGUGCCCGUCCAAGGAGGCGGUUCGCCCCCAGGAGGCGGCGGAGACGAGAAAAAGUCGAGGACAGAGGGCUUCCACUUCGACUCGUCCGCCCUCGAAAGAGCCGCCAAGGCAGCGAGGGACUUAGAAGCGUCAAAACAUGCCAAGGAUGCUCUCGAGCUGUCGAAGAUGCAGGAGAAGACGCUACAGCUGGAACAACAGGCAAAAAUCAAGGAGUUUGAGGCGCACAUCGAGCACUCGAAGCUCGACGCCUAUCGCGUGCAGCAAGAGGAACGGCGGAAGACGUUGUCGGAGGAGACGAAACAACACCAGCAGAGAGCAUUGUACCAGGACCAACUUGCCAGAAAGCGCUAUGAUGACCAACUUUUGCAACAGCAACGGGCCAACGAGGAUAACCUCAGGCGGCAAGAAGAAUCAGUUGCUAAACAAGAGGCUCUAAGAAGGUCCACGAUAGAGCAUGAAAUGGAGCUCCGGCACAAGAACGACAUGAAGAAGCUGGAGGCAGAGCUGCACGCCAAGGCCAAAGUGGACAGGGAGAACCAAGAUCUGUACAUCGAGCAGAUCAAGGUCAAGGCCGCCGAAAAUAGGGCCACCGUCCUUGAGUCCAUCAAGACUGCGGGAGCCGUGUUGGGCGAGGGCUUCAGGGCUUUCAUCUCCGACUGGGACAAGGUUUCGGCCACGGCAGCCGGUGUGACCCUCCUUGCCCUGGGAGUGUACUCUGCCAAGCUGGGCACAGGCGUGGCGGCGAGGUACAUUGAAAUGCGGCUGGGCAAGCCCUCACUGGUUAGGGAGACCUCCCGGCUCACCGUCUUGGAGGCCCUGAAACACCCCAUCAAGACCACCCGCCAGCUCACCAGCAAGCCCACUGACGCACUCAAGGGUGUCGUCCUGGACCCCAAGCUGGAGGAGCGACUGAGGGACAUUGCCAUCGCCACCAGGAACACCAAGAAGAACAAGGGGAUGUACCGAAAUAUCCUGAUGUACGGACCCCCGGGAACGGGAAAGACCCUGUUUGCCAAGCGAUUGGCUCAGCAUUCCGGCAUGGAGUAUGCACUCAUGAGUGGAGGUGAUGUCGCGCCCAUGGGACGCGAGGGGGUCUCUGCUGUCCACAAGGUCUUUGACUGGUCCCACACCAGCAGACGUGGUGUACUCCUCUUUGUUGAUGAAGCAGAUGCCUUCCUGAGGAAGCGGAGCUCGGAAAUGAUCAGCGAGGACCUUCGAGCAACGCUAAACGCCUUCUUGUACAGAACUGGAGAACAGUCCAACAAGUUCAUGCUGGUGCUGGCCAGUAAUACCCCGGAGCAGUUUGAUUGGGCGGUGAGCGACCGCGUGGACGAGAUGGUAGAGUUCCAACUGCCCGGGCUGGAGGAGCGGGAGCGCAUGGUGCGACUGUACUUCGAGAAGUUUGUGCUCCAGCCGGCUGCGGAGGGCAAGAGGAGGCUGAAAGUGGCACAGUUCGACUACGGGAAGCUUUGCUCCGAGAUUGCCAAAGUCACCGACGGGCUGUCCGGCAGGGAGAUUGCAAAGCUGGGUGUCACCUGGCAGGCGGCCGCGUAUGCCUCGGACGACGGAGUCCUCACGGAAGCCAUGAUCAUGGAGCGCGUGCGGGACGCGGUCAAGCAGAACAGGCAGAAGAUGGAGUGGCAGACGGAGGAGGAGCACCGCAAGCGCACCCCCGGCGGGUUCAGCAUCUCUCGGCAGGGCUGGUCAUCCCCCAAGCCACCCCAGCUGACUGAAACCCCGGCAGUCUCCUAGUAGUUCCAUUUUGUGUACAUAGGGCAUCAUUAAGCGCCUGCAAUGUGCGGGGAUCAUUCACUCUUGUUGGGAGAGCGAGGGAACAUGCGCCAGGGAUAGCACGAGGCACUCUUUAUAAAGACUGUUUCAAACACUCGUUUACGACCGAGUGCCGAGUGAGACCCUCGCAAUGUCUCACGACGAGAGAACACGCUAGCGCCACCUGUAAGGUGGCCCUGGAACUAGGUAUGUUUCGUAAGAGCAAAGGUGUUACAGUGUUUGCCUGAUCAAAUGUACUAAAUGUAUGAGAAAUGGUCCUUUAUAACAUUGUCUACAGUUGAAAGCAUGAAAGUGGUGAGAGAAUGAUGUGCGUAAAAAAUAGGAGAUAUACAGAAAUUGCGAGUGUUUCGUGCCUGCCCGAUAGGUGGUGCCAGCGUGCUCUCGUCGCAAGAGAUCGUUACGCAACCGGUCAUAAGCAGUCGCAAGUUCGUGAACUAGACUUAACAUUUCUCUACGUAGAAAAGUAGUGACAGCUCCUCCCUGCUUUUUACACUUCCCUCCUUUUCCACUUCCUUUUUCUAGGCGCACGUCACCCAAACUUUGUUUCACCUUACGGUGGACCGCAGUAGAAGCUUCGAGACUUCCCAGCCAAUCCGGCGCUACAAUCAUGUCGCGCAACUAUACGCUCCGCUCAUCGCUGCACCCCUCCCGAAUGUCGCGCGGCGUUGGAUCAGCUUCCGCGGCUCAUACUAUCCUCCAUGGUUUGUCUUAAGGUGAAACGGAGUAUAGAAGGCUCAAACGAGCUGGCAGAAGGAUAAUUGAUUACCGCUACUUUAUUCGCAUACUAUGGAGACGCUACAUCUCUUAGCACUAGCUACAGGAUGAAUCGGUCUUGGGCGACGGGUGACCGUUGCUAAAGGGCUUUUGGUUCACCACCAUACUGGAUUUAAGGUGGAACCCCGGUCGCAGAAGUGGUUCUGUGAGCGAAGCACCAUGCUCUCGCCGGUACGUAUAUCAUUCAUUCUGCCGAUAAAGUGAACAGAAUAUGGUUAAAUCCCUGUCCCUUAUUAGAUUGCUCUGGACUAAUUGAACCAAAAUACUGUUACGAUAUGAAUUCAGGAAAAAAAAGAUGAGGUUAAUUAAUAAACACAUGAGCCGGUUAAUGUUACACACAAUUCUGACCGGAGACAAUGGACGACAAAAGGGAAAAAGGACAGACGCACGUCGCAAAUGCAGCUCGGCUCUCCGAGCUGCGUUGUGAUGUGCGUGUUUAUCCUUUGUCGUCCGUCGUCGCUGGUUCGAAUCGUGUGGCGCAGUCUCGGUGGGUUUAUAAGCCAUCCUGUGUCAAGCCUGCUCCGACAGAUGUUCUCUCGCUCCUCACAAGAGUUGGGACCACCGUGCAUUGCAGUCUCAUAUCUCCGUCUCUGGCUGCUGUAUUUAGCUACUGUAUUUUGGGGAUUUCUGGGGUAGGAGAAACUAGUUGGAGCCGUUACGGCGGUGAAUUGAAGACUGCGUACCAAUUGUCUUAAGGAAAACCAUAGGUUGCAUUUUUGUUACUGAAGACUCGCAUCUGGCCCAACGACACUGGGCCAGUGUGGGGUGAACCAUGUUGUAGCUUUACUUGGCAACAUGGGCGAUUUCAUAUUUAUAGGUACUUGUAUAAUGAUGCAUCAAGGUAUAUGAAUGUGGCUCUGUUGUUUGAAUGACCAAAGGAAUCUAUAAAAUGGUACAUGUGAAACAUUG
Molecule: messenger RNA, 3627 nt
Organism: Ixodes scapularis (black-legged tick)
Lineage: Eukaryota; Metazoa; Arthropoda; Arachnida; Ixodida; Ixodidae
Gene: bor
Product: ATPase family AAA domain-containing protein 3-B
Exons: 14
Coding region: 82-1905 (607 amino acids)
Biological process (GO): mitochondrion organization
Cellular component (GO): mitochondrion
Molecular function (GO): zinc ion binding; ATP hydrolysis activity; ATP binding
Source: RefSeq, a predicted model, not a curated record